This is a messenger RNA of Morus notabilis, 842 nucleotides long. RefSeq names its product probable U3 small nucleolar RNA-associated protein 11. The transcript is spliced from 10 exons. The record is from RefSeq and is a predicted model, not a curated record. NCBI's taxonomy places the organism in Eukaryota, Viridiplantae, Streptophyta, Magnoliopsida, Rosales, Moraceae. Gene Ontology annotation, cellular component: nucleolus; small-subunit processome. Gene Ontology annotation, biological process: rRNA processing. The coding region runs from base 130 to 819 and encodes 229 amino acids.
CGUCCUUCAUUCAGCUAAAACCCUCUCCGUCUCUGCGGUUUUCGUUCGCCAACCAAAUACGAUCUUUCUCCGCCGCGAGGAAAGAUUAAGAGUGAAAUUUGUGGUGGUUUCUCUCGCUAUUUAUCAAAAAUGUCAUCGUUGAGGAAUGCUGUGAGCAGACGAGCUCACAAGGAACGAGCUCAACCACAAGCAAGGAAAAAAUUUGGGCAUCUUGAGAAACACAAGGACUAUGUUGAGCGUGCAAAGGCGUACCACAAAAAGGAGGAGACUAUACAGAGACUUAAAGAGAAAGCGGCCUUCAGAAACCCAGAUGAAUUUUACUUCAAGAUGAUCAAGUCACGAACUUUUGAUGGAGUCCAUAAAGUACAGGGUGAAGCAAACAAAUACACUCAGGAAGAGCUUAUGCUUAUGAAGACCCAAGACAUUGGAUAUGUACUUCAGAAAGCGCAGAGUGAGAAAAAGAGAGUUGAAAAGCUGAAUGCCACGCUACAGUCUACUGAUAACCAGCCAUCAAAGAGACAUGUUUACUUUGCUGAAGAUCGGGAUGAGGCUAAAGAGCUUCAGUCACGUUCUUCAAACCAUGAAAAACUGCCAGCUUCUGCGGAUAUUCCUGAUCGAAUCAAGAGGAAAACAGCUGCUUCCUACAGAGAGCUAGAAGCAAGGAGAAAUAGAGUCAACGAGUUGGAGAAGAUCUACAUGGAUAUGGCAAUGCAAAAGGAGUUGCAGAAAAAGGGCCGAAAGCGUAAACUACGGGAGGAUGAGAUUGUCUCUCCAACAUCCAAACCUGUUUACAAGUGGCGGGCAGAGCGGAAACGAUGAAAAACAAAGAUUAUGGACGUCAA